UUUUCAAAUAUGUAAAUAUACUUAUUAACAUGUUUUAUUUGUUGCUGUUCAAACAUUUUUUGGUUUAGAAAAGAUUUGCUUCGCUUUAUAGCUUAUAUCUGCGAGCAAAAACGAUAUAUGGUACUAUUUUUUUAAUUCAACCUUUACAACAUUUAGCUCAUCGAAUAAAGUGGCAAUAACAGAAACAGCUGUUUGGUAAAAAUGCAUUUAUAAAUGCAAGUGUUAUUAAAUUAAACAAAUUUAUAAAAGUUGCGUUUAUAUUGCUUACGAAAAAAGAAAAUAUAAAUUUAAAUGAGUUCAUGUACAUAAAAUUCAUUCAGCAAAAUUAACAAAAUACACAUGUGUGAUAAAUAACAAGUGCAGUUUUACAUAAAUUAUUAUUUUAAAAUUAAUUACAUAUUAAAGCUUAUCUACAAUGGAUACCGAAAUCCUAUCUCAAGCUGUGGAUAAAUCGCAAAUGCCACCAUUGCAUCAAAAACGCGUUUUAGCAUUUAUUAAUCAUUUUAUAAUAAAUUCCUGCAAUUUCCUCAAUGACUUCGCCUUGAAAUGCGAAAGUAAAUUUGUAGACUUGGAAAGAAAAAUGCAAAAAGUGGAAGCAGCAUUAACAAUAAUAGAAGCAAAGUUAGCAUCUGUGCCAGAUGUAACGGACACCACAACAGCUCCAACUGCCAGCAAUACUGCAACAGAAAAAGUUACAAAUGAUGCCGCAGAAAAGACUGAAAAUAAACCACCCGGAGGAGAGAUUACCACUGAUAUCGCCUCGGAUAUUCCUGAGCCAACGGAGGAUAUAACUCCGGAACCAACAGGUGUACGCGCUUGUGAAGAUAUGCGCUUUAAAAAGUUCUUCAAAAUGGUGCAAUUCGGUGUGCCGGCUGAAGCCGUUAAAAUUAAAAUGCAAGCAGAAGGGGUUGAACCAAGCAUAUUGGACAAUCCCAAUUUGUUAUUAACAGACGGUGUAACCGAGUGAAAGCAGUUUGAGUGCAUAUUUCGAAAAAAGCAUACACAAAUACCGAUUUUCAAGGCGGUUGUGGCAAGCAAACGUGAAAUCUUUGGACGAACUGCAUACAUCUAACAUUUAUGUGAUAUUAUGAAAAAUGUAUAAGGAACCCAUAAAAAUAACAUAGGAUAAAAUAAAAGACGAACUGGAA
Bactrocera oleae (olive fruit fly) is the source of this 1148-nucleotide messenger RNA. RefSeq names its product Coiled-coil domain containing 53 (gene CCDC53). Gene Ontology annotation, biological process: exocytosis; actin filament polymerization. Gene Ontology annotation, cellular component: WASH complex. NCBI's taxonomy places the organism in Eukaryota, Metazoa, Arthropoda, Insecta, Diptera, Tephritidae. The record is from RefSeq and is a predicted model, not a curated record.